AUGGCGACCAACAUCCUCCAGCCGUCGCUGGCCUUGUUGCCGCAACACCAGCAGACUGACACGGGCCUGACGUCCGCCCUCGCCAGCCGCUUCCACGCCCACAUGCCCACGGCCACGCUCUCGUCGCACGCCAUCAUUUCCCUGAACACGUACACAGACCCCAGCCGAGGCGUCGACGGCGGCGAGGACGGAAGCGCUGUCCAGGCCGCCAAGGACCUCGCCCAGAGGGCAUACAUGCGCCUCGGUCAGCGAUCCGAGGACCAAGCCGUUGUUUUUCUGGGCGAGACGGGCGCCGGAAAGACGACUAUUCGCGGGCAUAUGCUACGAGAGUUCCUCCGCUACUCUGCCACGCCGCUGUCCAAGAAGAUCGAGCAUGCCAACUUCGUCUUCGAGGCCUUCACAACCACAAAGUCUCUCACCACGCCCUCUGCCUCCAAAUCUGGACUCUUGCUCGAACUCCAGUACAACACCUCAACCUCCAACCAUGCAACCCUGCUUGGUGCACAGUACCUGGCCCACCGCCUCGAGCGAAGCCGACUCGCAUCCGUCCCGACCGGAGAACGCAACUACCACGUGCUCUACUACCUCCUCUCGGGCACCAGCCCCGCGGAGAAGAAGCACCUGCAUCUUGAGAACGUUGGCAACGACGCUGCCGGCACGCGCACAUCGCUCGGCGCGAACAAGAGGUGGCGCUACCUCGGCCACCCCACCCAGCUGAAGGUCGGCAUCGACGACGCAAGCGGUUUCCAGGACUUCAAGACUGCUCUCCGCAAGCUGGAGUUUGGCAAGGACAGCAUUGCAGGCAUCUGCGAGAUCAUGGCCACCAUCCUACACAUUGGUCAGCUCGAGUUCGAGACGGGCCAGUCGACAACUCCCUCCGCCGACGACAGUGGAGGCUACUCGCAUGAGGGCGGCGAGACCAUCACAGUGGUAAAGAACAAGGAUUGCCUGGUCCCAAUUGCACAAUUCCUGGGGGUGACCAUCAGUGAUCUGGAAGAGAGCCUUCGUUACAAGUCCAAGACGCUAUACCGAGAGCGUGUCACGGUCAUGCUCGACCCCAAGGGCGCCCGCGCCAAUGCCGAUGAGCUCGCUCGCUCGCUUUACUCGCUCCUCGUCACCUAUGUCAUCGAGCAGACCAAUUCUAGGAUUUCCAGCUCGAACGAGCAACUCACAAACACCGUCAGCUUGGUAGAUUUCCCUGGUUUUGCCACCUCGUCUGGUACUGGAUCAUCUUUGGACCAGCUGCUCAACAACGCUGCCAAUGAGUCGCUCAUGACCUUCUGUCAAGAGAGCUUCUUCCAGCGCCAGAUCCAGGAGAUGGAAGCAGAGGAGAUCAGCCUUCCCCCGCUCCAGUUUUACGAUAGCUCAGAGGCCAAGACUGGCCUCCUCAAGUCGGGAAAUGGUCUCUUGAGUAUUCUCGAUGACCAGAUGCGCCGCGGCAAGACAGACAUGCAGUUCCUGGAAGCCAUUCGCAAGCGAUUUGACGGGAAAAACCAGUCCAUCCUCCCAGGAAGUUUGACAGUCGUCCAGCCUGGCAGCAAUUUUCCCACCCCUAAUACGUCUCCCUCUUUCACUGUUCGUCACUAUGCUGGCGACGUCGAUUACACCGUAGAAGGCGUGAUCGAGGAGAAUGCUGACACAAUCUCGGGCAACAUGAUGCAACUGCUGCAGUCAUCGCAGACACCGUUUGUUCAACAACUAUUUGGUCAGGAUGUGCUCCAGAAGAUUUCUCACCCCAAAGAAAAGUCCGCCAUCGUCCAGGCGUCAGUCAGUUCAAAACCUACACGCAUGCCCAGCAUGGCUCGCCGCAAGGCCGAGAAGACGGGAAGGUUCGGUCGCCAGCUGAACGUUUUCGACGAGGAAGUACUGAGCGACACCGAAAGCAACGUCUCUGGAACCAGGAAGAACGGCGAUUCUUCGUCCAAGUCGAAGCAAACCGGAGCUGCCGGGCAAUUCGUCAGUGCCUUGAAGACCAUCGAGAACAAGCUGCGCCAAGCCAAUCCGUACUUCGUGUUCUGCUUGAAGCCGAAUGAUCGCCGCAUUGCCAAUCAGUUCGACAGCAGAUGCGUCCGUCAGCAGCUGCAAGCGUACAGCAUUCCAGAGCUCAGCCAACGGCUUCGUGUGGCGGAUUACAGCAUUUUCCUGCCCUUCGCCGAGUUCCUAGGCCUUGCCCAGACCGACCUGGCAAUCGUCGGCAGUGAGAAAGAGAAGGUUGAGAUGAUCUUGGACAGCAGGCCUUGGCGGGAGAAUGAGGUUCGUGUCGGUACCACGGGUGUCUUCCUGAGCGAGAGGUGCUGGCUCGAGGUUGCACAGAUUGCAGAUGUGCCACCCACUGCCCGUGGGUUUACUGGCUCGGAUGACAAUCUUCUGACCCCCGAAGCUGGCCGAUCCUUCGGUGACUCUCGCGCGGGUCUUCUUUCAACUCCCGGAGCUGGCGAUUACUACAACGACAAGGGAGGCAACUACUUCGGUAGCAGGGAUAUUGAUGCCCGCUCCGAAGCUCCCUCUGGUGUCACCGGUGACAUGUUCCAUGGUCUUGAACAGCACAACGUUAUCGACGAGAAGUCAGCCAACGACAAGCUGGAGGAAGUCGACGUCGUUCCGGUUUCUGGGAGCCGCAAACGAUGGGUUUUCAUCGUAUAUGCGCUCACCUGGUACAUACCCGAUUUCUUAAUCCGCGUCGUUGGGCGCAUCAAGCGCAAAGACGUACGAAUGGCUUGGCGUGAGAAGCUUGCCAUCAACUUGCUCAUCUGGCUUAGCUGUGGUGCGGUCAUCUUCCUCAUGAUCGGGUUUCCAAGAGCGAUCUGUCCUACUCAGCACGUGUACUCAUCUGCUGAGUUGACAUCUUACAACGGCGAGGACGGCAACUCAGCCUACGUUGCUAUUCGAGGUAUCGUGUACGAUCUGGGCGAUUUCAUUCCCGCUCAUUAUCCCAACAUCGUGCCGUCAAAAAGCCUCGAGAAGUACGCCGGAAAGGACGCUACCAAUUUGUUCCCCGUUCAAGUCUCGGCAUUGUGCAUGGGAAUUGAUGGUCCCAUUAACGACGGUGUUCAGCUGAACUACAGAAACUCAAACUACACCGAGACAGUAAACAACCUCGUCAGUACCACGGACCAGAACGCCAAAUACCAUGACUUCCGCUCGUUCACAACUGACCCUCGUCCUGAUUGGUGGUUUGAGCAGCAGAUAUACCUGAAAGCCAACUACAUGAAAGGCCGUGUUGGUUACAGCCCUACCUACCUGAAGACCCUUGCCUCCAAGCAAGGUGGAAUCGCGUACAUGAACGGCCGGGUCUACGAUUUGUCCACGUACAUACCUGGAGGACGUACCGUUCUUUAUCCUCCUGGCGUGGAACCGGACGCGGAGACGCCGAACGUCAACUUCAUGGAUGAAGGCCUAGUCUCAAUCUUUCGCGCCCAGGCUGGCAAGGAUAUUAGCAAGUACUGGGACAACCUUAAUUUGGACGCAACCAAGAAGCAGAACAUGAAAGUUUGUCUCGACAACCUGUUCUACGUUGGUGAUUUGGACACCAGAAGAUCUCCCAGGUGUCUCUUUGCUACGUACUUCCUCCUCGCCAUCUCCAUUUUGUUGGUCAGUGUCAUUGGUUUCAAGUUCUUUGCCGCUCUCCAAUUUGGCGGUAACACUAUGCCAGAGAACAUCGACAAGUUCAUCAUCGCAACAGUUCCCGCUUACACUGAGGACGAAGAGUCACUGCGUCGUGCUAUCGACUCCGCCGCUAGGAUGAAGUACGAUGACAAGCGCAAACUACUCGUCAUCAUCUGUGACGGUAUGAUUAUCGGUCAAGGCAACGACAAACCCACUCCUCGUAUUGUUCUUGAUAUCCUUGGCGUACCAGAGGCCACAGAUCCUGAUCCUCUGAGUUUCGAGAGUUUGGGGGAAGGCCAAAAGCAACACAACAUGGGCAAAUGCUACUCAGGUCUUUACGAAGUACAGGGCCACAUCGUACCUUUCCUGGUCGUUGUCAAGGUCGGUAAGCCCUCUGAAGUCUCCAAGCCUGGUAACCGUGGAAAGCGUGAUUCUCAAAUCGUUCUCAUGAGAUUCCUCAACCGCGUUCACUACAACCUGCCUAUGAGUCCUAUGGAGCUUGAGAUGCACCAUCAGAUUCGGAACAUCAUUGGUGUCAACCCGACGUUCUACGAGUUCUUGCUCCAGAUUGAUGCUGAUACUUCCGUCGCCCCCGACGCAGCCACCCGGUUCGUCGCUGCUUUCCUCAACGACACCCGCCUCAUCGCCAUUUGUGGUGAGACUGCUUUGUCCAACGCCAAGUCCUCCUUUACCACGAUGAUGCAGGUCUACGAGUACUUCAUCUCGCAUAACCUGACCAAGGCUUUCGAGAGCUUGUUUGGUUCCGUCACCUGUCUUCCUGGUUGUUUCACCAUGUACCGCAUCCGUGCCGCCGAGACGGGCAAGCCGCUCUUUGUUAGCAAGGAGGUUGUCGAAGCCUACCAGGAAAUUCGCGUCGAUACACUGCACACAAAGAACUUGCUGCACCUUGGUGAAGAUCGUUACCUGACGACUCUGCUUAUCAAGUUUCAUGCCAAGUACAAAACCAAGUACACGAUGCGAGCAAAGGCCUGGACUGUGGCACCCGACAGCUGGUCCGUCUUCAUGUCCCAACGUCGUCGCUGGAUCAACUCUACAGUGCAUAACCUGGUCGAGCUCAUUCCUCUUCAGCAGCUCUGUGGUUUCUGCUGUUUCAGUAUGCGCUUCGUCGUCUUCUUAGAUUUGAUCUCGACUGUUGUACAGCCGGUCAUUGUCGUUUACAUUGGCUACCUCAUCUACUCCCUGGUCGCGACCCCCGAUGUCGUUCCCAUUACCGCCUUCAUCCUUUUGGGAGCCAUCUAUGGUCUGCAGGCUAUCAUCUUCAUUGUUCGCCGCAAGUGGGAGAUGAUUGGUUGGAUGAUUAUCUACAUUUUGGCUACUCCGGUCUUCGCGUUUGGUCUUCCACUGUACGCUUUCUGGCACAUGGACGAUUUCUCUUGGGGCAACACUCGUGUCGUCACUGGUGAAGCGGGUCAGAAGGUUGUGGUCUCGGACGAAGGCAAGUUUGAUCCGGCCAGCAUUCCCAAAAAGAGAUGGGAGGAGUACCAGGCCGAGAUGUGGGAGCAACAUACCAUCAGGGAUGACCAGUCAGUCGUCUCAGGCUACACCUAUGCCACCAAGAGACCGUUCGGUGCUGGUUCUGUCGUCGGUUCGGAGUACGGUGGCAUGCCCCCUUCCAGACCCAUGUCUCACCUGGACAUUCCCCGCUACGGCAACCACUCACGUAUGAGUUUGGCUCCGAGUGGUUACGGGGGCGACAGCAUGGAGAUGGCGAACCUGCCGAGCGAUGACGAUAUCCUAAACCAGAUCAAGAUCAUUCUCGCCAACUCCGAUCUGAUGACCGUUACCAAGAAGUCUGUCAAGCAGCAGCUUGAACAAAUCUUUGAAUGCGACCUUACGCUGAAGAAGGCUUACAUCGGUGAAGCUGUCGAACAACUGCUCAUCAACGGUCAAAUGCACUAG
Molecule: messenger RNA, 5526 nt
Organism: Ascochyta rabiei
Lineage: Eukaryota; Fungi; Ascomycota; Dothideomycetes; Pleosporales; Didymellaceae
Product: Chitin synthase
Exons: 3
Coding region: 1-5526 (1841 amino acids)
Cellular component (GO): cell septum; cell periphery; myosin complex
Molecular function (GO): ATP binding; cytoskeletal motor activity; chitin synthase activity
Source: RefSeq, a predicted model, not a curated record